This is a messenger RNA of Ylistrum balloti, 684 nucleotides long. RefSeq names its product protein serrate-like. The transcript is spliced from 7 exons. The coding region runs from base 1 to 684 and encodes 227 amino acids. Gene Ontology annotation, biological process: cell communication. The record is from RefSeq and is a predicted model, not a curated record. Gene Ontology annotation, cellular component: membrane. NCBI's taxonomy places the organism in Eukaryota, Metazoa, Mollusca, Bivalvia, Pectinida, Pectinidae.
AUGAGUUGGUGUCUUAUCUUCCAUAUGAUUUAUGGAAUUAGUCAGAUUGUAGCUGUCAGUGGAGGAGGUACAGGUCUGGUUCGUCUGGUAGAUACAACAGGUGCUACUUUGGACGUUUGUGUAGGACCAGCAGUAGGGAAGCUUUCCUCACGAUGUUUGUAUGGCAGAAAGGUGUUUAAAGCACAUCAUGACUUCGGUGAGAUCCAGGUUGGAAAUGAAAUCAGGGAAAAGCCACACUCACUUUCCUUCCGUUUUGAAUCGUUGACGACAGGGUUGGUGGUGACACUUAGGGUUGUUCGUGGUUAUCAGGAGAAAUCUCCUGGAGCUAUCAGCGUCUCUCUGACCGGUCAAUUUGACCCUAUUGGUUAUAUACACACCAGGACUUUAGUGAUAAAACGAAUCAACAUCACCUUAGAGUAUAUCCUUAUGUGUGACGAGUAUUAUCAUGGGGACUGCUCAGCCUACUGCCACCCCAAGCACCCGAUGUAUGACUGUGAAACGGACGGGAACAAGCUAUGUCUUACUGGUUGGACUGGAAGCAAUUGUGAUGUCCGAGAUGACACCUGUGGAACCAACCCUUGUCGCCAUGGUGGUACCUGUACUAAUAUACCACACAACCACCACUUCUGUGUGUGUACACCGCAAUGGACAGGACAUAACUGUGAGACACCCGUGAAAACAUAA